UCUUACACAUGGAGGAUACUAUGCAAUGGUCAUGGGAAGUUUGGCAAGGGCUGAAGAAAUGGAAGUGACCCCAUCUGUGCUUCUUGAUUUCUUAUGGAUUAGAACCGAGUUUCACGCAAUACUGACAGUUGAGAAGACUAUAAUGUCUUCUUUGGCGAUCUUAUAGGAUGUUAUCGUGUGUAUGAAAGUAUUGGCCAUGGUAAAAAAGAUGUUAAAUAUAAAUUCAUUUAUCCUUUUAUGCAAAAAAAAAAAACCCUAUUCCCCACAAAAUAUCAUCCACAGGGCGAUGAUAUUCGAGAAGUUUCUAGAACCUUGAAACUUAUAGGCAUUGUACAGCGCACGCCCGAUUGAGAAACUUCCAACGAAAAUACAGAGCUUCAGAAAUCGCCUUAUGGAGCUCUAGAAAUCUCUUCUUCCAAUAUCCUAUAUAUAUUCUCCUCACGCACUCUCUCUCUCCUCCGCUACCUCGCCACUCCACUGCAACACUCCACUACAAGUCACCAGCAGCUCGCCAUUUCUGAAUUUGAUCGCUCACAGUAUCUCUUUAGCUAGAGCUUCAGGGGAGUUGAAGGAUUAAUCAGCCAUGGAAGGAGUGCUGAAAGUUGAGGAAGAAGAAACGGUGCCGUUUGUUGGGGGAUCAUCAACUUCUUCGUUGUCGUCUUCCUCGUCGUUGUCGAGCUUGACGCCGCCGCAGCCAAUGGCGGGCCUGCACGAGGCGGGUCCUCCGCCGUUCCUGACGAAGAUAUUCGAAAUUGUGGAAGACCCAUCGACCGACUCGGUCGUCUCCUGGAGCAGAGCUCGCAACAGCUUCAUUGUUUGGGACUCCCACCAGUUCUCCGCCUCUCUUCUUCCCAGAUACUUCAAGCACAACAAUUUCUCCAGCUUCGUUCGCCAGCUCAAUACAUAUGGUUUCAGAAAGGUUGAUCCUGACAGAUGGGAAUUUGCAAAUGAAGGAUUUUUGAGAGGGCAGAGACACCUUUUGAAGACUAUAAAGAGGAGAAGACAUGUCUCGCAGAAUCUUCAGCAGCAAGGAUCAGAAGCUUGUGUUGAAUUGGGACAAUCUGAGCUGGAAAGUGAGCUUGAAAGACUGAGAAGGGAUCGAAAUUUGUUGAUGGCAGAAAUCAUGAAGCUACGGCAGCAACAUCAGAGUUCAAGGGAUCAGAUAGCUGCAAUGGAGGAGAAACUACAGACCACAGAAAGAAAGCAGCAGCAGAUUAUGGCUUUUCUGGCCAAAGCACUGAGCAGCCAAUCAUUUUUCCAGCAACUCAUUGAGAAUAAUGCCCUGACAAGAGAAUUGAGGGGCAUUGAAAUUGGACGAAAGAGGAGAUUGCCCCCAAGCCAAAGUGUGGAGAAUUUGCAAGAAGUUGUAUCAGUGGCUGUAGCCAAUGGCCAAGCUGAAAAUUUUGCAGACCAAGAUCAAGAAGACCUGGCGGCAAUUGAGUCGGAGAUGGAGUCAUUGUUCUCAGCUGCUUUAGAUGAUGAGUCGAUUGGUGAGAUGAAGGACCUGGAAGCAGACACAAUCCCUCCUACAAAUUGUACCAAUUUGGGAUCUGUUAAUGAGGUAAUCUGGGAGGAAUUAUUGAAUGAAGAUUUGAUUGGUGGGAACUGUGAGGAAGAUGCCGUCAAGGGUGAUCAGUCAGAAACCGAUGUGGAAGUUGAAGAACUGGUUGCAAAGUCUCCCAACUACAUCGAGGAUUUGCACGACCUAGUUGAUCAAAUGUGUUAUCCCAUGCCAAAGCCUUGAAGGCGCGCAUAGUUUAAUGAAGAGGUUUUUGGGUUUGAGUUGUGAUAGGUUGGUCCUGCAACUAUAUUUCCAUUCUCAUUUAGGGAAUGGUGGAAGUUGCAGAAGGGCCAACAGAUAAGCUUAUUGCUUUGUAUCCUUUUGAUGAUAUCUGUUAAUUUGAAUUGUUCAAUAUUACUUAUUAGUUCUAUUUGGUUUUGUGCUUUUGGUCUGUGAUCGUAUUAUUUCUUCAACUGUGAUGCAGGACUACCCAGGGUAGGAGAUUUGUAAAGCAUGGUUUCAAUCUUUGAUUCACUCCUGAACCUUCCCAGCACAUACUUUCAUUUUGGUUUCUUAAAACUCUGUCGUUUGUUGAUAUUGCUAUUCAGUAUGGUUCGAUCACCAAGUGUAUUUAUGUGUAGACUGCCAGACAGUAUGAAGUGUUGCUCUUUUUCUUUUUCAUUUCUAAGCAAAAGAAAUUUUUAAUUACAAGUAUUGUCAUUUUUCAAUGAUUAAUUUUUUCUGCUUGCUUUAUAUGUAGCUCAGCUCACUGCUUGGGGAAGAAAUGGUUGGUUUGAUGCGAUGAUCAGACAUUGGGUUGACUACUGGUUUGUUGAUAUUUUCUAUUCAUCCUGUGCAAUGAAUUUUGACAUGUGGAACAUGGUUGAAUUAUCAACAAUUGUGCUUGAUGAAUGGUGCACCAUUUAGGGAGUUCAAAUCUUGCAUUUGAAAGGAGGGGUAUGCUUAGAAAAGGAAGGCGCGGGCAGUACUUCAAAUGUUGAAGAGAGGUAGUGAAGAAAUGGGAAAUUGUCAAGGAUAACUUCUUUUUUGGCAAAACGAAGGGCGCCUUCAAUGCUAGUAAUUCAAAUUCCCUGCAUCAGCUGUAAAUGAUAAUGACUUCCUCGCCACCAUGCAAUUGUUCUGAAAAAGCAGAGGCACAGUGACAGAGCCAGCUUUUUAUAUUUUGUUUGCUUGUAGAAGGGUAAAUAUUCCUCUGGGAUGAGACUAAUCUCCAUGGGUCAUUUUGCCUUACCUCAAAACAUUCAAAUUGAUAUCAUGUCAUUUGGUUCUAAAAUGACGUUUUGAGGCCAUUUCCAUUAACAUUCACUAGUCCAUUCACAGUGAACGGGUCAUAUAUAGGAACAGGUUGUUUUUGAACUGCUAUUUUAUGUGAAUUAAAGUUACAUAAGUGUUCUCCUGA
Malania oleifera is the source of this 2921-nucleotide messenger RNA. RefSeq names its product heat shock factor protein HSF30. Gene Ontology annotation, molecular function: DNA-binding transcription factor activity; RNA polymerase II cis-regulatory region sequence-specific DNA binding. The transcript has 5 exons. The coding region runs from base 584 to 1744 and encodes 386 amino acids. Gene Ontology annotation, biological process: regulation of transcription by RNA polymerase II. Gene Ontology annotation, cellular component: nucleus. The record is from RefSeq and is a predicted model, not a curated record. Lineage: Eukaryota; Viridiplantae; Streptophyta; Magnoliopsida; Santalales; Ximeniaceae.